This is a messenger RNA of Pundamilia nyererei, 2675 nucleotides long. RefSeq names its product mutY DNA glycosylase (gene mutyh). The record is from RefSeq and is a predicted model, not a curated record. Bases 772 to 2349 code for a protein of 525 amino acids. The transcript is spliced from 15 exons. Gene Ontology annotation, molecular function: 8-oxo-7,8-dihydroguanine DNA N-glycosylase activity; oxidized purine DNA binding; adenine/guanine mispair binding. Gene Ontology annotation, cellular component: nucleus. Gene Ontology annotation, biological process: base-excision repair; mismatch repair. Lineage: Eukaryota; Metazoa; Chordata; Actinopteri; Cichliformes; Cichlidae.
UUUCAGUCUGCUCAUUUUAGCUUUAAUUGUCCUGUACCAUCUACCUGAGGGUAACGGCUCAACCAGGUGAUGAUCUUCUGUGUCGUGUUGAUGACCUUCUGGAGUGCUGGACAGCUGGCAGCCCACACUGGUGUGCAAUAUGCCAGUACAGAUUCAACACAGUGUGUAUAGAAGGACACCUGCAGCUCCUUGGGUAGGGCUGUGGUGAUGCCAUCUGGAAAGAAUCGGAUUUGCAGCUGCUUCAUUUUUAAACAUGAAAAUGGUUCCAAACACAGCCAAAAGACACACAGUAGGGUUGUCUAAAUCGUGGAUUGGCUGCAGGUUCAGAGACUGUACUUCAAUGUUAUUGAAGCAAUGUGGGAUCAUCUCGACAGAUCAGAAAGGGAGCCAAUAUCCAGAGAAGAGCUUUGCAUUUCGCUCAAGCAACCUGGAAAACUGUUCCUGAAGGCUACUUAAAUAAAUGACAAGGAGGCUGUUAAAGACUCUGUUUUUGACUUAUAUGCUGUAUUUCCAUGUAUGUUUGCCUAUUUUUCAAUAAAUCGUUGCACCUAUUAUCAUUUUUUUACUAGCAAAAUAUAAAGAAAUGACUGGUCUUAUUUUGACCCGCCCACCGGAGUUGACGUUAGCAUACGUAACGGAUUUCCUCACAGCUAAUUGGAUGACCGUCGCUCCUUAGCGUGGCGGGAGCCAGAAAUGAAUGCAUGAAGCAAACGUGUCUGGUCCUGCUGUGCGGACAGAAACACGAUCGGUUGCUUUAUAUUAUUUCUGAUUAUGAGCAGGUUACGUUCAGCGAUGCAGAAAGGCAAGCGAGCCGCAGUGGAGGUGGUAGAAAGCGCAUUACCGAAGCGGAAGAAGACAGCAGUGAAACAAGAGGAAACCACAGAUGCGUCCUCACCAUCUCCGCACCACACUUUCCCUGAUCCUGCUGAUGUCGUCCGCUUUCGCUCUCAACUCCUUAACUGGUACAACAAGGAGAAGAGAGAGCUGCCAUGGAGGACUCUGGCUAUAACGGAGUCAGACAUCAACAUCAGGACAUAUGGAGUAUGGGUUUCAGAAAUAAUGCUGCAGCAGACUCAGGUUGCCACAGUAAAAGACUAUUACAACAAGUGGAUGAAGAGGUGGCCCACAGUCCAGGAUCUUGCAGCUGCCACUCUAGAGGAGGUGAAUCAGAUGUGGGCAGGCCUGGGCUACUACUCUCGUGGAAGAAGGCUGCAUGAAGGAGCGCAGAAGGUGGUGUCAGAGCUAAAGGGACAGAUGCCUCAGACGGUUGAGAGCCUGCUCAAACAGCUGCCUGGAGUGGGACGCUACACUGCUGCAGCUAUAGGCUCUAUUGCACAGGGGCUGCUUACCGGAGCUGUGGACGGUAAUGUCAUUCGGGUGCUGUGUCGCCUGAGGGCGAUUGGAGCUGACAGCACAAGGCCAGCAGUGACAGAGGCACUUUGGGAUUUGGCCAAUUUGCUGGUGGAUCCUGAGAGACCUGGAGACUUUAACCAGGCCAUGAUGGAGCUGGGAGCACGAGUCUGCACCCCUAAAGGGCCCCUGUGCAGUCAGUGCCCCGUGCAGUCUCACUGCCACUCUUAUCACAAGGUUCUUGUCAAACAAGAGCAAAACUCUAAGAAGCUUUUGGGGAAGCUGGGUACAAAGACUUCAGAGCUGCCUGACAUAGAAGACUGCACGAACAGUGUAACAUGUCCCCUGUGUCCCUCGGAGCCCUGGGAUGAUGAGCUGGGUGUUCAGAACUUCCCCAGAAAGCCGUCGAAGAAGCCCCCCCGAGUGGAGCGAACUCUUACCUGUGUGGUGAAGAGGCCUGGAGAUGACGGGGAAGAAAGGUUCCUGCUCAUACAGAGGCCAAGCAAAGGUUUGUUGGCAGGCUUGUGGGAGUUUCCAAGUCUUCUGCUUGAGGUUGAAAACUCUGAGAAGAAACAGAAGGGGGCGCUCUGCGAGGAAAUCAGCAGAAUACUGGGAACGCAUUUAACUGAAAACCUGUUCCAGUAUGUGGGAGAGGUGGUCCACAUCUUCUCCCACAUCCACCAGACUUAUGUGGUUUACAGUGUGUGUUUAAAGGAGAGGGACACACACACACAGACUGAAAACACACAGUGGCUCACUAGAUCUGCUCUACAGGGAGCUGCUGUGUCCACAGGACUGAAAAAGAUUGUGAAGCUUUAUGAUUCUGUGGACAGUCUGAAGGAAAAAAACACAAAGGAUGGAAAAAGGCAAAAGGACUCGGGAAUAAUGGAUAACAAGAAGCCGCAGAGCUCUAAAAAGAACAAACUCAGUGCAGCGAGCAGCGGCAGACAGCUCUCCCUCAGUUCCUUCUUCAAGACUGUGAAAGAGGAAUGUUGUUAGUGUCCCUGAAAAGUGCCUUUCCACAUGCAUGUACCUAAAUAUCGCCAUCACUGCCGUUUCCACUUUAAGCUAUUAACAUAGCAAUCAGUUUUUAAUUAAAAUUGUAUUGUGUGAUUUUUUUAUUUUUAUUUUAUGUUAUUAUUUUUAAUGACUGAUUUCUGUCUCAUCGUAAACCAACUGCAGGAUUUUAAGUAAUUUCAUGUGAGCCGACGACGUGUUUUACACUUAGUAUGUUUCAUAAUUGUCAUGUUUGUUGCCACAAUAAAGUUGUAACAUGGGAAAGAAGUGUAAAUAAAAGAUAAGCUCUAGUCUUCACUUGAGCUGGU